Molecule: messenger RNA, 8340 nt
Organism: Poecilia reticulata (guppy)
Lineage: Eukaryota; Metazoa; Chordata; Actinopteri; Cyprinodontiformes; Poeciliidae
Source: RefSeq, a predicted model, not a curated record
AUGAGCGGACUGGUGGGGAAGCUGGACCCUCGCAGGAUACAGUGGGGCUCGGCAUGGAACACCUUCACCUCGCGCGUGCUGAGGACCAAGCCCGUGGAGUCCAUGCUGGAUUCGGCCGUGUCCGGCACCAGCUCCCACGGCACCAGACUGGCCCGGGUGUUGUCCACGGUGGAUCUGGUGUCGCUCGGUGUGGGCAGCUGCGUCGGGACAGGGAUGUAUGUGGUCUCGGGGCUUGUUGCCAAGGAGAUGGCUGGCCCUGGGGUCAUUGUGUCCUUCAUUAUCGCAGCUGUGGCAUCCAUACUUUCAGGAGUGUGUUAUGCAGAGUUUGGGGUGCGUGUGCCUAAGACCACAGGUUCUGCCUACACAUACAGCUACGUAACCGUUGGAGAGUGCGUGGCUUUUUUCAUCGGCUGGAACUUAAUCCUGGAGUAUCUGAUCGGCACGGCAGCGGGGGCGUCGGCUCUCAGCAGCAUGGCGGACUCUCUGGCCAAUCACAGCAUCAGCAACUUCAUGAUUUCACAUAUCGGCACGCUCAACGGCUUGGGUAAAGGGGAGCAGUCAUACCCAGAUCUGCUGGCCCUGCUGAUAGCCUUGCUGGUGACAGUGAUCGUGGCUCUGGGAGUGAAGAACUCUGUCGGCUUCAACAACGCACUGAACAUCAUCAACCUCAUCGUCUGGGUUCUCAUGAUGAUCGCCGGGCUGUUCUUUGUCAACGGAGAGAACUGGGAUGAAGGGAGAUUCCUCCCCUUUGGCUGGUCAGGGGUGAUGCAGGGUGCAGCCACCUGCUUCUAUGCCUUCAUCGGGUUUGACAUCAUCGCUACAACAGGAGAAGAGGCCAAAAGCCCCAACACCUCCAUCCCCUACGCCAUCACUGCCUCACUCAUCACCUGCCUCACUGCCUACGUCUCCGUCUCUGUGAUACUGACGCUUAUGGUCCCGUACAAUGAAAUCGAUGCAGACGCCCCGCUGAUGGAGAUGUUCUCCAUGCACGGCUGCAUGUUCGCAAAAUACAUAGUUGCUGUGGGGUCCAUAGCUGGACUCACUGUGUCCCUCCUGGGCUCCCUGUUUCCCAUGCCGAGGGUCAUCUAUGCUAUGGCAGGGGAUGGUCUUCUGUUUAAGUUCCUGGCCAACGUUUCUUCAUACACGGAAACCCCUGCUGUGGCCUGUGUGGUGUCUGGGUUUCUGGCUGCCCUUCUGUCCCUUCUGGUCAGCCUCAGAGACCUGAUAGAAAUGAUGUCCAUUGGCACCUUGCUGGCCUACACUCUAGUAAGCCUUUGCGUGCUCCUGUUGCGUUACCAACCCGAGGGCGACAUCCACGGCUUUGUGAACUUUCUCUCCGAGGAGCAGAACAAGAAGAAAAAGGAAGGCAUUCUGGCCGAGUGCGAGAAAGACGCUUGCUCGCCGACCAGCGAGGCCGACGAGUACGGCGGUCAGAUCACGAACACCUGCGGGGCCAAAAACCUGCCGUCGCUGGGCGACAACGAGAUGCUGAUUGGGAAACCGGACAAAAAUGCGUACAGCGCCAGCCAUCCCAACUACGGCACGGUGGAUAUGGCAACCGGCAUCGAAGCAGAGGAGUCAGAAGGAGGGAUGUCUCGACGGCUCAAGAAGCUGAUCGGACCUCGCUACUACACGCUGAGAAUCCGUCUAGGCCUCCCUGGGAAAAUGGACAGGCCAACUCUGGUCACGGGGAAAACCGUCACCGUGUGCGUGCUGCUGCUGUUCGUCUUGUUCUUCGCUUUCUGCUCCUUCAUCAUUUUUGGAGCUGACUUUAUCACAGAAGGUCGUUGGUGGGCCUUGCUCCUACUAAUCUUCUUCAUCAUCUUCAUUGCCCUGCUGAUCAUCAUCAUCCUCCAGCAGCCAGAAAACCCUAAGCGGCUGCCUUACAUGGCUCCCUGUGUGCCAUUCGUACCUGCUUCAGCCAUGCUGGUCAACAUCUACCUCAUGCUUAAGCUCUCUGCCAUCACCUGGAUCCGAUUUUCAAUCUGGUGCCUCAUUGGUGUGCUUAUCUACUUCGGCUACGGCAUGUGGAACAGCACUCUGGAGAUCACGGCCAGAGAGAACGAGGUGCACGCCUCCACCUACCAGCGCUACGAUCAGGGCGUGGACGAAGGCUUCUGCGGCUUCGACGACGACUUCUACCCCCCCGCCACUGACGCCUGGGGCGCGCCCGGCGGAGGAUUAGAGGCGACUCCACCUCCAAAGGCGAAACCUGAAAGUGACGGGAUUUCGUCGAAAGGUGGAGGCAGAACCAUUGCUAACAACGGCCUAGCGGAGGAGGAUCCCAUGGACUUCUGAAGGGGACUGACUUCUGUGUUACAUUGAAUGUACUGCCUUGUCUGAUGCCUGGGGGAGGGAAGAGGCCGUGUGCGAGUGCACGACUGAUUACGGGGCGCGCGAGUGUGUGUGUGUGUGUGUGAGCGCGUGUUUGCAUGCUUGCACGAGUGUGUAUUUGUUUUACGUAUCAAACCCCCCUGGGCUAGAUGGUUUUUGGUUAGUAGAACGGUUUGUCUUUUACCUUCGUCAACUUCGCCUGGGAUGCUGCCUCCCCCCCCACACACACACACAAAUGUGGACAUAAAUGUCUUCACACUUUCACAGAUCCGGUCUCUUUAAUCAACUUCCCAAAUAAAGGAGGACAUCUGAGAAAAGUGCGAACAAAGUGAGAGAUUUGUGUUUUGGUGAUGGAAGUGGAGAAACGACAUGCUGUACCGAGCAACUUUUUAACUGUGUAGUCAAGAACUUUGGCACAGGAGAGAAAUGAAGGGUGAUGAGAGGGUCGUAGAUGAGUCAGCAACUGUCUUCCUGUUCCAGCACAGGCAGACAGGCAGGAAACUAUCAUGGCAGCGUGAUUAAUACAAAGGCUUUCCGAUGGCAAAGUCUGACUGUCUGUUUUCAGCUUUUGUACAAAAACCUGAAGAAUUUGUCUAAAACACAUUCUUAAACCUAAGCUGAACAUCUAGCCUGAGGGGGUUUCCACCGGGGGAUUUGGGGUAAAGGGUGUCGAUGUUUUCUGUGACGACUAGUUCUUGGACUUUGCUUGUAAUAGUGCCUUCAUCAACUAUGUGUGUUUUUUCUGGUCGUGUCAGUUCUCUACUUUGAUUUUUGUUUUUUUGUUUGGCCUGUGUAUGUGUGCGUUCUGUUGUACUGUGCCUUGCAAAAGUAUUCACAAACAAUGAACUUCCCAUAUUUCUGAUACGUUCCAAUUACAGGCUUCAGCCUAUUUUAUUUGGGUUUUAAGUGACAGAGCAAAACAAAGUAGAACUUGUUGUCAAACCAAUCCUCUGCAGAUUCAGCUGGAAUUGUUGGAAGAUCUGGAAUUGCUGGAAAGUCUUUCCCUGCUGUUUUGUGUUUGUGGAAUCCUUCAAACAGGUUAACUUUCAGGUUUCCUUUUUUUUUUAACUCCACCCACUGUCCUUCAACUCUUUCUAGCUUAUUAUUCACCAUGGUCGGGUGGGAGGGGAGUAGAGGGGUGUUUAGACAUUUUGGUGUCUCCUAAGGCUGAUGGCAAACUGCAAAUGGGACUUCCUACUGCUUACUACUUCUCUCCCCUUUUCCCCAAAUCCCAGAUUUGUGGACUUCACAGCUAAUAGUUGCCAUUUGAGCAGAUUCUUAUUCCUGAGGUGUGGGUCUCUGCGGCUCCUUCAUUGUUGCCACGGGCCUCUUGGCUGCUUCUCUGAUAAUACUCCCCUGCUAGGUUUAGGUUUAUGGCCAAGUCUUCAUGUGUUUGCAUUUAUGUCACUCUUCCCAUUUUUGAUUGAUGGAUUAAACAGAACUUUGUGUAAUCUUCAAAUACUUAAAGACUUUUUAUUGGCCUACCCUUGCUUUAGGCAUUCCUACAACUACAUCUCUGCCCUGACUGGCACUUUUCUUGCUCUUCAUGAUGCUGUUUGUUCUCUAAUGUUUCCUAAUGUCGCACUACUUUGUAUUUGUCUAUCACACAAAUUCUCAAUACAGUACAGAAAGAUGAAGUUUGCAAAAUGUAAACAUACAUACAUACUUUUACAAGGCAUUGUACAGGAAGUGCACUCAAACUUGAGUUUCAUGUGAAUUUCUCUGUCCGUGUUUGCACCGAGUGGGCUCUUCAGGAUUUUUAAUUUUCAAAAUACAUUUUGUUGUUCCCUCGCAUGGAACUGAAAUCCAUCCACCUGCUACCAAAAACAAAAUGUGCAACGAGAAUUGCCAAUCAAGUUGUAGAGAUUAGACCCGGUAGAUAUGCACAGACCGAGAGAAUAGGUUGAGUCCUAGUUGGCGACCUGCAGUGUUUUCUGUGUGCUUUUUGUAUUCAAGCUUAUGAGGUUCUCUCUCUUUGUCAGACCUGUAAGUAAUUCAUUCUCUCUUUAGUUUUUGGAAAGUUUAUUUAAUUUUUUUUUGUUAACUUUUUUAUCGGUGAGGAGAAAAGAGACGCUGAAAUCGAAUCCUUCCUAUUUAUAUAAUCUCUUCUCUCCUCCUCCUUCAUGGGUUUCCGUCACUUUAUCUUUGCAAAUUUCCAUCUGACUUUUUUUUUUUCUCCAGUCCAGCUCUUUCAUUUUUCAUUUACCAUCUCACUCCCCUCUUGAUAUCAAUCGGGCCACGUCGGCAGAAAGUAACCUCUCCGAGUCGCAAGUAAUAGGCCACCAAAGAUCGACUUGCGCUCUGGAAACGCAACAGCAAUCUGCUUAUGGUCUGUCGAUUCGCUCGCUACGUUUUGAUUUAAUAGUCUCCGCUAUCCGCCAUCUGAUUCGUAACCAGCACUCAUUCUGCUGCUGGUGGUUCGGCUCCAGUGUUGUCCCGGACUAGAGUAAAUGAGCUACACUUUUACUCUUAUGCUUUUUUUUUUUUUUAUGUGUGUUGCAUAUACGGACAGUUGUCUCAACGUCCCAAAGAGAUUAAAUUAUUGCAUUCAAAACGCGGGCUUGUUGUUGCAGUUAAAAAUAAAAGACAAGCACUUGUUGGAGAAAGAGCUUUACAUCAAAAAAGAAACAUAUGCAGAGAUAUUUCUUUAUACAGUAAGUGGGAUUUUUACAAACAACCAAAUAGCUCAUUGUUAUGCUAUGACGCUGAGGGUGGAGGUGGGGGGCGUGUUCUCCUUCAAUUGCUUCUGGUGCUGCUGUCUGCCCCGAUUGUUGCCCCUCUACCUUUUCCUUGUGCGCCCCUGUUGCUGCAUUGGUCCCUUUCAGGGAAGCCUUAUUUGUCUGAUGCACUAAAUCUAAGGAUGCCACGCUAAACCCGUCCCACCUGUCCUCCUCUCCCCCCACCAUAAUCAUCGAAAGCUUGAAAGACAAAAAGGAAUUUCUUCGCGGUUCAGGAAAUGCUAAAGGAACGUUCUUAUGCAAAUGUUUCAUGAACUUACUGUCGUAUUUAACUAGGGCUUGUCAAAGGUAAGGAUGUGAACAUCACCAUGAUCUGGUUUAACGUAAGGUUUGAAUUUUCUCAUCAAUUUUCCUUUUUAAAGGAAAUUAAAAUGAAGCCGUCAGAGCUGAAGAUAACUGUAAAAUACCAUAGGUUGUGUAGAAAUGAACAUAUUCAGAGAACCUGGAGAGUUAGCAACUAUUUCUGCUCUGCAAGUAUUGGCAUUUGCACACAUUGAAACGUGCAGUUUAUUGUCUUUUAUAUAACAACGUCAAAUUGUGAAGAAUUAGAAUUUAGUAUUGUAAUACCAAAUUCAAUAUCAGUUUUAGAGCCAACCUGCACUUCUAGAUGCUUUUGUUCUAUAUUGUUGGAAAAAAGUGAAUGUCCACAGUUUAUUAGACUGUCAGGAAAACAAUAAAACAACUAGAAGUUAAUAGGUGUGCUCCACCAACAGGUGGUGGUAACAUUGACAUUAAAGACUUUGAAGUUUGACAGAAGAAACGUCUGAGCGGCUACAGCCAAAGGAUCUCUCAAAAAUAAUUUCCCUUUGCCCAUGCUGGGUUUGAUGCUGUUUAUCAGUUCAGAUUGUGUUCAGACCGAACCCACGAAUUGUGAUAUAAUAUUUACGUACCUUUACAUCAAGACUGAGUAGAAAAAGUGCUCUUUAUUUGAGUUGUGUUGUUUUGUCUUUGAAAUUAGGUUUUAAGGUAAACUGAAAAAAUAUAUUUGUAGUAAUGUUCUCUGACCUAAAUGUUUUUUUUUUCUUUAAAUGCAUUUGCGUAGAAAAUUAUUGCUCUUGAUUUUACUAUUAAAAAAAAAAGAUAUUUUGACUAUAUGGUCCAACCCUAUGCUCAGUUGGAAUAUCUUACAUGACCACAUCAGUUUCCUCCCCGUCUCUGUUCAUAACUUUCAAAAGCUUUACAGUCACAGCCAAAAACAAACAUGCAGAUUCAUUUGAUUCCACGUCUCAGAUUCUGGACUGUACAGUCAUCUGUUUUUUUUUGUUCUGUAUAUUUGAAUCAAAGACUGCGUGAACGCAUGUGCAGUGCAGACGUAUGUGACUGUGUGUUCUGACGUCUGCUCGUGGUCCACGCCUGCGCCUAAAUGUGACCGUCUGCUGAAUGUCCAGCAUGUUUCUUGUGCACAAGGUUCAGUUUCUAAAUAUUGUACUUGCAUGUUGGUUACGGAUCUCAACGGGACACGAUAGACAUUUGGCGAAACCAAAUUCAGGCUUAGUUCUAAUCUGCCUUGGAGCCCUGGUUUGAUUCAGAGCAUGAACCACGUAUUUUUUUUUGUUGUUGUUUGUUUUAUUUUUAUUUUUUUAAUUAGCUACCAAAAGCACUGCCUAGAAUUCUUCUCUUGUUCAUUCUAAUAAUCUCUCUCUUUUUAAAUAUAUAUUUAUGUUUAUUCCAACCUAACAUUUAAAAACCCACUUGUUCACUCCUCUAGGUAUGGAAACCACGGCUCCAUUUGACAGAACUAUGUAGCAAACAGUCUGAUUUCCUGGCUGACUUCCUUCACACCCUGUCAUACAUCUAUAAUACACACACUAAAAACUGCUGGGUUUAAAAACAGACCAAUUAGGGUCCUUUUGCAAAGUCAAACAUGGACCAGCUCACCACAAUCUGGUUGUGGGUUUCCACCAUACCGGGUGGCGUCGCAGAGGUUGUGUAAAACAAUGUGGUAGUGAAUGGACGUAGCUGAAAAUCUCACUUUUCUGCACGUGAUCAGUUUUGUUUGGCUCUAAAAGUCACAUCAAACCGAUGCUACAGAUGUGGUGAUUGGAAGGAAAGUCGAACUAUGGAUUCAGUCUGUCAUUCAUUUGGCUCAGACACGUAGAAAAAACAAGUCACAUCUUAGUAGCUUUUAUUUCGUCCUGUUGAAGAAGUUUUGAUCAGUUCUUUGUGUAGUUCAGAACUUCUCUCACCCCAAAAAAAGUUUGUUUUCCCACCUAUUUUGAACUACCUGACAACAUUAUUCUAGCAUUCUGAUUAAAGAAACAACCCAGCAGUUUUUGUUUUUUUUUUUUAUGUGAAUUUCUCCUCUCAACCACAACCAAGACAAAGUACUUUGUUUUGUUUUUUUCACUUUUAAUUUACAGAAAUCAAAGUUCCUUAUCUGCAGUAGUGCCGACUUCCUUGGUAUGAUCAGCUUAUAAGCUAUUUUACAACAAACACCCAUGAUUUCUUUUAUUAGGAAAAUCACGAGACAGAAAUGCAAUGUUUUUCUGUGAGUCACCAGCUACAAGCAAAAGCUACGAUCCAGACACAAAAUACAGUGCUAAAGAAGAGUGACGGACAAAAAAAACAAAAAAAAAAAACAGAGAGAGAGAGUAUUUUUCUACAGCUGUUUCCCAUCUACACGACCUCCUCGGGUGGGCGUGCCGAGCCGAACUAGGUGGGGUUAUUGGUCUGUCCUUCAUGAGUGUUUCUUUAAUCACAAGGAGGCCUGCUAUAAACUGCUAAAAUCUAUUUUUUGAAUAAAUGUAGUCUCUAGAAAUGUAGAGCUAAUUUCUUUAAUUGUCUUUGAAUUGGUUGCUGUACAUGUCGAUAGGGCUUCAGAUGGUUUAGGCAAACUGAAGAGGAAAACAAUGCUGGAUACUAUUUUAUUAUCAGGCUAUAAGAGCUAAACUACAUUUAAAAAAAAUUAUAUAAUCUAGACUUUUGCCACUGUUGCUUUUCAAGUCAGCUACUCUGUGUUGAUUUUGUGCUGGAGAAGGAAUGCCAUGUUCUGCACAUGUUCAAUGUUUGCGGCCAAGUGUCCAGUCAGUGUGUGUAAGACUUGUUGAGAUUGGCUUCCCUCGCGUUGGCUAAAUAUUCUGUUGCUCUCCUGUAAAUUUGCCACAAACCUGUAUAUUAUUGUUGUGUUUGUUUCUUUCGAAUUUGUGAUAACUUUUUAUCCUAGGUGCACGAUAUUUUAUUUCAUUUUUUUGCUGAACUGUUAAUAUUGCUUCCAUGUAUUAAUGAAAAGUUAUUUAUUGCAAAGAUUAAACAGAGGUUUGUUCAUUUA